Messenger RNA from Scatophagus argus, 2810 nucleotides. RefSeq names its product dematin actin binding protein (gene dmtn). Gene Ontology annotation, cellular component: plasma membrane; actin cytoskeleton. NCBI's taxonomy places the organism in Eukaryota, Metazoa, Chordata, Actinopteri, Scatophagidae. Gene Ontology annotation, biological process: lamellipodium assembly; cytoskeleton organization; actin filament bundle assembly. The record is from RefSeq and is a predicted model, not a curated record. The transcript is spliced from 16 exons. The coding region runs from base 467 to 1600 and encodes 377 amino acids. Gene Ontology annotation, molecular function: actin filament binding.
AGAGGAAGGCGAAGGGCGGGAUGGAGAUGGAGGAGGAAGAAGAGGGAAGCAGAUGAAAGCGACACAAAACGAGGAGGGGGUUCACAGGAAGUGGGGAUCUUUAGGGGAGGAUAUCCUCCGCCGGCAGAGAGACUCUUAUGUUGUUUGGGGACAAGGUGUCCUUCCUACAGCUGGUCCCCCAUCCCCCCCUCGGCCCCCGAGGAGGCUCUGAUAACAGCCAUGCCUAAAUCUGAUUCACAGGCUUGUUUUACGCACAGUCUCCUUGUCCCCAUCAGUCCAGCCUCACCAGGGACGUGACGCGUCUGGAAGGUCUGAAACAGGAUCAUUUGUCCUGAGAGCAGCUCAGACGCCGGAAAGACGAUCUGUUACCUUUCUGGAGAAACGUGAUAUAACGAGCUCACAGCGCUAGCAUGCUGAUGUUUAGCAGCUGAUUGAAACCCGACAGGAAGAAGGCUUCUCUGCAAUCAUGCAGAAGGUGGAGGGACAGGUGACCCCCGUCAACCUGCCUUCUUCCAGGGGCCUGAGCACCCCGGGGUCUCCCGCCACCAGCAUCACGGCGCGAGUGGACGACCAGGUGGUGGGCUACAGAGACCUGGCAGCCCUGCCCAGAGACAAAGCCAUCCUGCAGGUGGAGAGACCGGACCUGAUGACCUACCAGCCACACCUCAGCUUCUCGCCGCUCGACCCGCCACGCAGAGAGAGAUCUCUGUCCCCUCCGUCCACGUCUCCUCCCAGGUCUCCGGAGGUGAAGACACGCAGAGCAGAAAGUGAGAGUGGAUCACCUGGAGGAUCCACUCUGCAACUGCAGGCCACACGCAAGAUCAGCACGAGCCAGCAGCACUUCCACAGACCAGAUAACGGAUCCAACAUCUACAGGAAACCUCCCAUCUACAAGCAAGAUGUUAACAGACAUCUGGAAGGCGUCAUCCAGUCAGCCAAGUUCCCCGCAGCUCAGCCUCCAGAUCCCAACCUGCCGUCCAAGAUAGAGACGGAGUACUGGCCCUGCCCGCCCUCGCUGGCCGCCAUGGAGAUUGAGUGGAGGAAGAAGAAGCUGCAGGAGGAAGAUGAGUUCGAAGACCUGACGGAUGAGGCCAAGACGCUGCAGGAACAAGAGCUGGAAAAGAUCCAGUCCAACCUGGGUCGCCUCAUCCUGAAGGAGGAGAAGGAGAAGGCUGUUCACUUCCGGAGGAAGACGCAGUCGCUGCCCGACAGGACGCACAUGCACGCCAGUCUGUCGGCGAGCGCGUCCAAGUCUCCGUCGCGCUCGGGCUCGGGGCUGACCAGAAUGCAGUCUGCUGAGUUUUCCACAGACGGAGACAAAGGACGGCCAGCUGCUCAGAACGGAGAGGCUCGGAGGGAGAGGAUGGACAGAGGAAACUCUCUGCCGAGUAUCCUGGAGCAGAAGAUCCAUCCCUAUGAAGCACUCAUGGUGACCCACAGAGGGCGCUGUAAGCUGCCACCAGGAGUCGACCGCACUCGACUGGAGAGGCAUUUGGCUCCGGAGGAGUUCGAGCGGGUGUUCGGGAUGCCGAUGGCCGAGUUCGACCGCCUCUCCUUGUGGAAACGAAAUGAACUGAAGAAGAAAGCCUCGCUUUUCUAACAGGAAGUGACCUCAUCCUCCGCAAAAAACUUGACGAAGGAGAAGACAGGCCGUAGAGCGAUUCAUGACAUCAGUCCACGUGAACUAUCAGUCCUCCAUCGAACUAACCAAUCACGUCCCUGGAUGUGUGCCAGCCCCGUGGAUCAGAGCUGGCCCUGACAAACCCUUUACUGCGACUAACCUUAACUGAUGCACUGACACUCAGACAUAUUAGCUGCACUUAUAAUCACCACCGCUUGCGUCGUCCUCAUUACGUGUCCACUCAUCAUCCUCAUCAUACGUGUGUUUUGUCUCAUGGAGCUCCACAGGUCUGAAUCAGGAAGUGAGAUUAGCGUGUUAGCAUCAAGCUGGUUCACUUUUAACUGACAGCAGGUUUACUCCCAGGCUGAAAAGUGAUUGAAUCUGUUCGGUCUCUUUUAUUCUCACACCUGUCUCAGGUGGAUCAUCGCCUCAGUUCUGGGAGCCUCCACUCAGCGGUACUUUGAACCAUGUGACUAACAACAUGCAAACAUGCUCACACUGACAGUGCUAAUUCUCAUGUUUAGCAGAUCUUAGUUUAGCGUGUUAGCGUGCUAACAUUAGCUAAUCAUCGGUACAUAUUCAGCCUGUUUGACUGAGCACCUGUAAUCUGGAUGUUGUUGCUCAUCUAUUGGAAAAAAUUCCACUAAGCUGACUAAACUUAACUCUGUUUCAUCAUUCACAUGGCGUCCUGUAUGUCGCUCACGGGUCAGAAGAUGCUACGCGUUCAGCUGCGAGCUAACCGGGAGCUCACUGGACCAGUGGGUAACCAGCUUCAUGUUGACAGAACUGGACUCAGUUCAGAUUCAGUCCUGUGAACCAGCUGAUUGAUGUGAGGAGCUACUGUCACUUAUCAAACGUAACUGAUUAUAAUAUCUAUUUAUUAUGUGGAGUUUUUAUUUAUUUGACGAUUUUUACUGCCGCAAGUUUGUUUGCUAUUGUUUUUCGUAUUUUUUCUGUAAAUGCAGAACCAACUGAUGAUUUUAUUCCUCACUUAAACUGGCCGCUGAGUUAAAUUUCCACUUGACAUGUAAAGGAGCAGUUCGCCCUAAUCAACAUGGUAGUGUUGGUCUCCCUGCCGUCACCUUCAUGCUCAGUGUGUGUUCUUUAAGCUUUCUUCAGGUUAACGCCUGCACAUCGUCUCAUUGUUUCUGUUGUGCGAUGUAAAGGAGUCAAAUAAAUCAGAGAAAAA